Molecule: messenger RNA, 411 nt
Organism: Mercenaria mercenaria
Lineage: Eukaryota; Metazoa; Mollusca; Bivalvia; Venerida; Veneridae
Exons: 1
Coding region: 1-411 (136 amino acids)
Source: RefSeq, a predicted model, not a curated record
AUGAGAAAUAAUCUCGUGUUUACAAAUAUUCCUGAGGCCCCUACGGGAACUACGGAGGACUGCGAAAAAGUUUUGAAAGGAUUUCUGGUUGAAAAAAUGAAAAUCGCCCAAGAUCUUGUGACUCAAAUUCAGUUUGAUAGAGUACAUCGAAUUGGUCCAAAGCGUGGAGACCUGCGUUGUCGUAACAUAAUUGCAUUAAAGUUUACAUUAUACAAGGAAAAGGAAUAUGUUAGAAAACAGUGGAAAUCGCUAUCUGGUACCCGACAUCAGGUAUACGAGCAGUUCCCAAAGAAAAUUGUCGAGAAACGUAGGCAGCUGGUGCCAAAAAUGAAAGCGGCGAGAAGGGACGGCAAACAAGCGUGGAUAGUGUAUGACAAACUGUUUAUUGACGGAAAGCAAGUUGAGGACUAG